Molecule: messenger RNA, 856 nt
Organism: Prunus avium (sweet cherry)
Lineage: Eukaryota; Viridiplantae; Streptophyta; Magnoliopsida; Rosales; Rosaceae
Source: RefSeq, a predicted model, not a curated record
UUGGAUUGUUUCUUCUUGUACUGCGCAGAGGCUUACAUGGACGGUAUUGAAAUCUGCUUUCGCACAGCGAGCUCAGAGUUUGCAUGUCCUCCAAAGGAAUAAACAGAGAUCGCCACAAGUAGCAGACAGUACUGGUGGAGGUUCGACUGACUUGAAGUUACCAAACGAGGAAAGCAUUAGGGACAGGGUGAAUACUCUAUUGGUGGUUACCACACUUAUUGCCACAAUGGCAUUUGCAGCCGGUUUCACAAUGCCAGGUGGCAACAACGGUGACGCCCCUCAGGAGGGCAUGGCAAUCUUGCUAACCAACGCUAUGUUCCAAGCCUUUGUGAUUUGUAACACCAUAGCUAUGUAUACUGCCAUCCUUGUUGCAGUCUGUCUCAUAUGGGCGCAGUUGGGGGACUUAAAUUUGGUGGACACAGCUCUCCGUCUGGCAUUGCCGCUGUUGGGGAUUGUGCUUACCAUGAUUUCCUUAGCCUUCAUGGCUGGGGUUUAUGUGGUAGUUAGCAAUCUUCAUUGGCUUGCAUAUGUUGUAUUGAUCCUGGGAGUCCUUUUCAUUUUCACCGUCUUAGUAGUUUUCACUCCACUCUUCUGCAAAACUACUUCUAGGUUCCGCAUCUUUCGUUGGAUCACUUAUUUUCUCUUCUGUGUGGAAGUACGGGCUUCUGGAAGUCACAACGAUGACUAAGAAGAAGACUGAUCUCCUUGGUUGCGCGACACUGUGGGCCUUCAAACUUAUCAUCUUGGAAUGUUUAAGUGGUAGAGUUCUUGUGUUCCCUAAAAAAAAGUAGUAGUUUUUAUGUUUCAUGCACUUUAUGUUGUAGUUAAGAACUUUUUGAGAAUGUAUGUAUUAUUA